AUGUCGCAUCGUAACCAGAGUAUAGGUGGGAAUGAUCAUUCUUUCCAAGGGAAAACUAGGAAGAUAUCAGGAUGGGUCAAAAGAAUAAUACAACCCGGACGUGAAUCUAACCCAGUAGCUAAUAACACUACACUGCAACUACCGGUGACCAACCAUAGAAGCAACAGCAAUCCCAAUACAAAUACAAAUCAGCAGUCACAGCACAUGCUGAAGGGCGAUAAGCAUAUUGGUAUUGAUCUUACAAAAUCAGAAAAACGUUUAAAAGAAAGGCAGCGGAAGGUCUACGAUCCCACAGAUGAAUAUAACGCUAGUUUAUACCAAAAGAAUGCUAGUUUUCAUCGAAGUGCUAAGAAAUCAUCAUCAAAGAGUCGGAUAGUUAGAUCAAGAGCUGAUUCAGCUCCUGAGUCAUUACCAGCAUCAAGAUCACUUUCCAAUUAUUUAAUGCCACUCUCACCAUCACUUUCGUGUGAUUCUGAUAGGGUAACAAUAAGUUCCUCACUGAUGCCGCUGUUUGCAAAUGAUUCUGAUUCUGAUAACGAUAGUACAUGUCGUAGUCCGCGGCCCAGAAGUAAGUACAGUUUACUAUCCAAGGAGCAACACGCAGAGUCGAUUGUAUCAGACCAUGAAAUGGACUUAUCUAGUAUGGCUCCUUUAGUUUCUGUUUGUUCAUCAUCAGUUAAAUCUUCAACCUUUUCAGAUAUACACUCUAUCCAAUCAACAAGGCCGACGGUAUUUUCUUCAAGGACACAAGAGACCAAUUCUAGCACAAUGGCCAUUCCACCAGCUAGCAUUUUGGACAGAGCAAGGCAAUCCACUCUUACAAUGAACACUGGCGUAAAUACUGUCUCUACAGUUGCUAGUGGUAAUACUAGACCUCCUCAAAGGCUACUAGCGCGAAGAGAUAGUGGCCACACAUUAAAUUCCAUUUUGACAAUAAAAUCAAAUUAG
Molecule: messenger RNA, 948 nt
Organism: Nakaseomyces glabratus
Lineage: Eukaryota; Fungi; Ascomycota; Saccharomycetes; Saccharomycetales; Saccharomycetaceae
Source: RefSeq, a predicted model, not a curated record